GCGCGAUGGCUAAUGCCUCCCCAGACCUGGACAACGCGGAAGCCCAGCGCCAGCUCAACAACAACAACCGACCAAUCAGCUCUGGGUUCUGGGAGACGGAGUGCACCAGCUCCAAGCUGUUCGAGUGCUCCCGCAUCAAGGCCCUGGCAGAUGAACGAGAUGCAGUGCAGAAGAAGACUUUUACCAAGUGGGUUAACUCACAUCUGGCCAGAGUGUCCUGUCGUAUAUCUGACCUCUACAACGACCUGAGAGAUGGAUACAUGCUCACCAGACUGCUGGAGGUGCUCAGUGGAGAGCUGCUGCCGAGACCAACUCGAGGACGUAUGCGGAUCCACUGCCUGGAAAAUGUUGACAAAGCGCUGCAGUUCCUUAAAGAGCAGAGGGUUCACUUGGAAAAUGUCGGUUCCCACGACAUCGUGGAUGGAAACCACCGUCUCACUCUGGGCCUUAUGUGGACAAUUAUUCUACGCUUCCAGAUCCAGGUGAUCAAAAUAGAAACAGAGGACAACAGAGAAACUCGCUCUGCCAAGGACGCUCUGCUGCUCUGGUGCCAGAUGAAGACUGCAGGGUACCCUGAGGUCAACAUCCAGAACUUCACCACCUGCUGGAGAGACGGCCUCGCCUUCAAUGCCCUCAUUCACAGACACAGACCCGACCUGAUAGAGUUCCACAAGCUGACGCGCUCCAAUGCAACUCAUAACCUCCAGCAAGCCUUCAACAUCGCAGAGCAGAACCUGGGCCUCACCAAACUCCUGGACCCUGAGGAUGUAAACACAGAGAACCCAGAUGAAAAGUCUAUCAUCACCUAUGUGGUUUCCUACUACCACUACUUUUCCAAGAUGAAGGCUCUUAUUGUGGAGGGCAAGAGGGUUGGCAAGGUACUCGAGAACUGUGUCGAAGCGGAGAAAAUCAUCAACCGCUAUGAAGCUCUGGCAUCAGACCUGCUGGACUGGAUCGAAAAGACCAUCGCUAUCAUCAGCAACCAGAAGUUUGCCAACUCACUGACCGGAGUUCAGCAGCAGCUUCAGGCCUUCACAACCUACUGCACCAUCGAGAAGCCCAUCAAGUUUCAGGAGAAGGGAAAUCUCGAGGUUCUUCUUUUCACCAUCCAAAGCAAACUCAGAGCCAACAACCAGAAACCCUAUGUGCCUCAUGACGGGAAGCUGAUCUCAGACAUCAACAAGGCCUGGGAGAGGCUGGAGAAGGCGGAGCAUGAGAGGGGUGUGGCCCUGCGCAAGGAGCUGAUUCGUCAGGAGAAGCUGGAGUUGCUGGCUCAGCGCUUCGACCACAAAACCACCAUGAGACAAGCCUGGCUCAAUGAAAACCAGAGACUUGUAUCACAGGACAAUUUCGGCUACGACCUGCCAGCAGUCGAGGCGGCAAUGAAGAAACAUGAAGCCAUAGAAGCGGACAUUGCCUCAUAUGAAGAGCGAAUCGGAGUGGUGGUGGAACUUGCAGCAGAGAUGGAGACGGAAGGAUACUAUGACAUCCGACGUAUCUUGGCUCGUAAGGAGAACAUCCUGGGGCAGUGGGCUCUGCUGAAGGAGCUGGUGGCAGGGAGGAGGACCCGGCUGGAGAAGAACCUGGCCCUGCAGAAGACUUUUCAGGACAUGGUUUACAUGAUUGACUGGAUGGAGGACACACAGGUUCAGCUGCUGUCAAAGGACUUUGGGAAACAUCUCCUGGAGGUGGAUGACCUGCUGCAGAAACACAGCCUGCAGGAGGCAGACAUCGCUGUGCAGGCUGAGAGGGUGGAGACGCUCAACACAGCUGCGCUCAAAUUUACCACGAUAGAGGGUUACCAACCGUGCGACCCUCAGGUGAUCUGUAACCGUGUCAACCACGUGUCUUCUUGUCUGGAGGAGCUGAAACAACUGGCAGUGAAAAGACAUGCUGAGCUCGAGGAGUCGAGACAGCUCUGGGCCUUUUUUCAGGAGCUGGAGGAGUCGGAGGCCUGGAUCAGAGAGAAAAGCUCCAUCCUGGGAGCGCAGGGCUACGGGAAGGACCUGAGCAGUGUGCUGAGGUUACUACAAAAGCACAAGACUCUGGCUGGAGAACUGCUGGCUCACCGGACGCUGCUGCAGAACACCAUGAAGAGAGGGAAGCAGAUCCUGAGCGAGAAGAGCUUUGGCACCGCGGGGAUCCAGGAGCGCAUUAUGGAGGUGAAGGAAGAAUGGAAGCAGCUGGAGGACCAGGCAGCGCAGCGUCUUGGACACCUGCAGGAGGCACUCAACUUUUUCCAGUUUUCCACGGAGACAGACGACUUGGUGGUUUGGCUGCAGGACGCUUACCGCCUGGUCUCCAGCGAAGACUUUGGACAUGACGAGUACUCAACUCAGUCACUGCUGAAGAAACAUAGAGGGGUCAGCGAGGCUGUUGACAAACAUCGUCUGCAUGUGGUGACGCUGCGCAAACACAUGAUGGUGCUGCCUCUGCGGUACCGUGAUCAGGAGGAGGUGCAGGUUCGUAUGGGCGAGGUGGAGCAGCUGUACACUGAGGUGGCUGAGGUUGCCGUGCUCAGACAGCAGUGGCUUCAUGACGCCCUUGCUGUCUAUCACAUGUUCAGUGAGGUCAACGCCUGCGAGCUGUGGAUUGAUGAGAAGGAGCAGUGGCUGGAUAAGAUGGAGAUCCCUGAGAGGCUGGAGGACGUGGAGGUGGUGGCACACAGGUUUGAGAGUCUGGACCAGGAGAUGAACAGCCUGAUGGGAAGGAUCCUAGAUGUCAAUCAGAUAGUUCAGCAGCUCCUGGAUGGAGGUCAUCCAUCUUCUACAGAGGUCAGAGGUUGUCAGGACCAUCUCAACUCCAGGUGGAACAGCAUUGUGGAGCUGGUUGAGCAGAAGAAGGAUCAGCUGGACUCCAUGUUGCGUCUGCAGAACUACUUGCUGGAGUGUGCAGAGAUCAAGUCUCAGAUCCAGGACAAGAGAAAAGCCAUCGACUCCACCCAGUACGUGGGCAGUGACCUGGGAGGAGUCCUGGCACUGCAGAGACGCCUCUCCACCAUGGAGGGAGCCCUGUCUGUCCUGGAGCCUAAACUACUGCAUCUGCAGGAGGAGGCGGAGCAUCUGGCCUCUGCUCACUCUGGUCGGACCAUGGAUAUUCUCGUGCCCUUCGAUGGCAUCAGCCUUGAGUGGGAGGAGCUGAAACGCACCCUGCAGGGAUGCGAGGACUCACUGUUGGUGGCUGGCAGGCUGCAAAGCUUCAUACAGGACCUGGACUCGUUCCUCACCUGGUUGGUCCAGACACAGACAGCUGCUGCCUCAGACCAGCUGCCCAACGACCUGGAGGAGGCAGAGAGACUCAUCAACAAACACGCUGCCCUGAAGGAGGAGAUAGGACGAUAUGAAGAGGACUACGAGCGCCUGCAGGCCAUGAACGAGCUGCUGGAGUCCGAGGAGGCCCCUCUCCCUCAGGCCGCUCUGCAGCAGUGGCUCCAGAAGCUCGAUGUCGGCUGGAAUAAACUGCUGGAGAUGUGGGAGAGCAGGAGAGAAGUUCUGGUCCAGGCUCAUAUCUUCCAUCUGUUCCUGAGAGACGUUAAACAGGCUGAGUCCUUCCUCAAUAACCAGGAAUCGGCCCUCGCUCACGUUGAGCUGCCCACCACAGUGGAGACGGUUGAAGCCGCCAUAAAGAAACACAAGGACUUCACCACCACCAUGGAGCUGAACCUGCACAGGAUCAAAGCUGUCAUCGAGGCCGGCGAGAGUCUAAUCAGCCAGAGCAACAUCUACUCUGAACGCAUCAGGGAACGCAUUGACACCCUCGCCAACAGGGGAAACCAGAACAGAGAGCUGGCUCAGCGGUGGCUGGAAAAACUGAACGACCAGUGGGAACUUCAGAGGUUUCUCCAGGACUGUCAUGAGCUGGGAGACUGGGUGUGCGAGAAGAUGCUGAUGGCGAGGGACAGCAGCCGAGACGAGACCCAGAAGCUUCACAAGAAAUGGCUGAAGCACCAGGCCUUCAUGGCCGAGUUGGCCCAGAAUAAAGAAUGGCUGGACAAAAUUGAGAGGGAGGGCCAGCAGCUGAUCCAGGAGAAGCCGGAGCUCAGUCCUGUGGUCCGGAAGAAACUGGAGGAGAUCAGGGAGUGCUGGCAGGAUCUUGAGAGCACCACCCACGCCAAAGCCCGCCAGCUCUUUGAGGCCAACAAGGCCGACCUGCUGGUGCAGAGCUAUGAAAGCCUGGACCAGAGGCUGGGCCAGCUGGAGGGUCAACUGGCCUACGUGGACCAGGGACAGGACCUCACCACUGUCAACAAGCAGCUGAAGAAACUGCAGACCAUGGAGACCCAGAUGGAGGAGUGGUAUCAGGAGGUGGGGCAGCUCCAGGUGCAGGCAGCCUCCAUACCACAGCAGACGCAGAUCAAGGGGACGGUAGCAGAGCGUCAGGCCGUCGUGGAGGCCAGGAUGGUGCGUCUCAUCGAGCCGUUGAAGGAGAGACGGCGCAUCCUGUUGGCGUCUAAGGAAGUCCACCAAGUUGGACGAGACCUGGAGGACGAGAUUUUGUGGAUCCAGGAGCGCCUCCCUAUGGCCAUGUCUCAGGAGCACGGUUCUUCGUUGCAGGAAGUCCAGCAGCUAAUGAAGAAGAAUCAGACACUUCAGAGGGAGCUGCAGGGCCACAUGAGCAGGAUUGAUGACGUUCUGGAGAGGGCGGGAAUCAUCGCCUCAAUACGCAGCCCCGAGGCAGACUGCGUCAGGGCUGGCCACGGCCAGCUGGCCCAGCUGUGGGCUCUGCUCUGGACAGAGACCGAGAGGAGGCAACUGGUCCUGGACGCCAUGUACCAGGCCCAGCAGUACUACUUCGACACGGCUGAAGUGGAGGCCUGGCUGAGCGAGCAAGAGCUGCACAUGAUGAACGAGGAGAAGGGGAAGGAUGAGCCCAGCACCCUGCAGCUGCUGAAGAAACACUUGAUCCUGGAACAGACCAUCGAGGACUAUGCUGAGACCAUCGGCCUUCUGUCGCAGCAGUGUCGGCAGCUGCUGGAGAUGGGGCAUCCAGACUGCGAGCAGAUCAGCAAGCGCCAGUCGCAGAUUGACCGUCUGUACGUGUCUCUGAAGGACCUGGUGGAGGAGAGGAAGAGCCGCCUAGAGCAGCAGUACUGGCUGUACCAGCUAAAUAGAGAGGUGGAUGAGCUGGAGCAGUGGAUCGCUCAGAGAGAGGUGGUUGCCAGCUCGCCUGAACUGGGUCAAGACUACGAGCAUGUGACAGUCCUGCAGGAGAAGUUCACAGAGUUUGCUUCAGAGACAGGCAGCGUGGGGCAGGAGCGGGUGACGGCCGUCAACCAGAUGGUGGACGAGCUCAUUGACUACGGCCACUCAGAGGCCGCUACCAUCGCAGAGUGGAAGGACGGUGUGAACGAGGCCUGGGCCGACCUGCUGGAGCUCAUCGAGACCCGGGCACAGAUGCUUGCCGCCUCACAUCAGCUGCACAAAUUCUUCUCCGACUGUAGAGAGGUUUUGGCUCAGAUUGAGGACAAACAUCGAAGACUGCCAGAAGUUCGGGCUCGGCAGGGCAGCACUGCCAACACUAGCACCCUGCAGAGACUCCUGCACAGCUUUGAACAGGACAUACAGCUGCUGGUCACGCAGGUGCGUCAGCUGCAGGAGAGUGCGGCCCAGCUGAGGACGGUGUACGCCGGCGAGAAGGCUGAAGCCAUUGCGUGCCGUGAGCACGAAGUGAUGCAGUUCUGGAAGGAGCUGCUGACGUCCUGUGAAGAGUGUCGAGUGCAAAUCACCACUGAGACAGAUAAGCUGAGGUUCUUCGGCAUGGUCCGAGACCAGAUCAUGUGGAUGGACUCGAUCAUCUGUCAGAUAGGGACAGGAGAGAAGCCCAGAGAUGUGUCCUCAGUGGAGGUGCUGAUGAAUUAUCACCAGAGUCUGAAGAGCGAAGUCGAGGCUCGCAGUCGGUGCGUACUCAAGUGUAUUGAAAUGGGAAAGACCCUGCUGGCUGUUCGAAACCCUGCAGCUGAAGAGAUUAAGGAGAAGCUGGACAAGGUGGUUGCUAAGCAACAUGAGCUGUCUGAGAAGUGGGACAAGCACUGGGAAGUCCUACAGCAAUUGCUCGAGGUUCAUCAGUUCGCCCAGGAGGCGGUGGUGGCAGAGGCGUGGCUGACCGCUCAGGAGCCGUUCAUUACCAGCUGCGAGCUGGGCGCCAGUGUAGAUGAAGUGGAGCAACUGAUUCGUCGACAUGAAGCCUUCCGCAAAGCUGCUGCCACCUGGGAGGAGCGGUUCAGCUCACUGCGACGAAUCACCACGGUAGAGAAGUUGAAAGCAGAGCAAAGUAAACUCCCCCCAACUCCUCUGCUUGGUCGUAAGGUCUUCCUGGACCCCCAAGAUGCCUCCCCGAGUCCAUCCACCCUCCCCCGCAUACCGAUCUCCCCCGUUAUGAGACAGACCAUCUAUGAACAGAACGAAGCCAGCUCACCUCCCUCACCCUCACCUGCAACUCCUACACCCUCUCCUUCUUCUGCGGUUCGACGGCUGGGGUCGACAGUCGCCAACUACACCCCUGUGAUGAAUGGGUCCAACUACCGUCACACCCUGGAGGCACGGCAUGGUGGUGUGGUGGGUGUGGCUGCAGGACUAGGCCAACCCGCACCUUCCUCAAUUGCAUCUAUUGCCACAGCGGCCAUGCUAGUCUCUGCCAACCAGGCGCGAGAAAGCAUCAGUACGGCAAGAGACCAUGCAACAAAAGCGAUGACUCACCUCCAGCCAGUGCAGGCAACAAAGGAACUGGAGGUGAGAUCGUCUCCGUAUCUGAGGCAGCCCAAAAUCAAACACAUGGAUGACGUAGUGACACCUCUGCUCGUCGCAAGCCGGCUGGAGAAGGUGAGGGAGAGGGGGAGGGAGAGAGAGAUGAUGAUGGGAGAGAUAGGUACAGAGAAAGUAGAGAUGGCAGUGAUGGCUGAGGUGGUACUCCAGGAGCCGGGUCGGGAGCGCCUUCAUAGCGAGCCCACCAGAGGCCCCCGGGGGUCCAGGAGUGACCCGUUGGGCCACGCUGAGCCCCAGGUCCAGACACACACCUCCCACAGAGACCACAAGAUAGAACGGCAGCUGUCCAGCGAGCAGCUGAUCCAAGCGCGCAGGGACGAGCUGCCUCAGGAGGUGUGGAGGGAACAGGCAGAGAGGCGGGAGAGGCGGACAUUAGAGAGACAAACGUCCAGUGAGCAUGAGGGCCACGGGAGCCAUGGGGGCUACGGGGGACACGAGGGCCACGAGGGCCGGCGGAGAGAGAGGGACCGAAACCGGCUGGAGAGACAGGAAUCCAGUGAGCAUGACACAGGGAAGGAGCACUCAGAUAGACGCUCAGCAGGAGGAGGGAGAGAAGAGAAGAGAUCCACAAUGGCAGAAAUUGUAGAGCAGCUGCAAGAAAGAGAAGCAGCACAGGCCCGUGGUGAGGUUCCCCGCCUCCCUAACGGGUUACCAGAGAAAUCUUCCCGUCCCGACCGACCCCGAGCUCGGGACAGACCCAAACCACGGCGGCGACCACGACCCAAAGAGGCAGGAGAGGCGACGACCCGGCGGUCCAGGUCCGCUCCGGCUCAGAGCAGCCCGGCAGUUCCCCAGCCUCCAACACACACUGCACACCAAGAGGGCUUCCUUUUCCGCAAGCUGGACAUUGAGAGUCUAAAGAAGAGCACCAACAGCAGGUCAUGGGUCAACCUGUACUGCGUGCUGAACAAAGGGGGCAUGGGUUUCUAUAAGGAUGCCAAGAAUACCGCUACGGCCUACAACAACGAGCCGAUGCUCAACCUCUCCCACUGCCACUGCGACGUCACCAACGGAUACAAGAAGAAGAAGAACGUCUUCACGCUCAAAACGAAGGAUGGCAGCGAGUUUUUGUUUCAUGCUAAAGAUGAGGACGACCUCAAAGCGUGGGUGACCAACAUCUCUGCCAGUAUUACAGAGCACGAGGAGAUUGCCAAAUGGGGUCAGCCCCAACCAACUACCUCAUCCACAGACGAGGGCACGCGCCGCGACGGCAGCAAGGCAGACAACAGGUCAGAGCGAGGUGGCGAGCGCUCGGACCGAGGCGAUCGGAUUGAGAGGGCAGAAAAGGAAAAGGAGAGGGAGAGAGGUGAAAGGUCGGAGAGGUCAGAUCGAGGUGGGAAGUCAGAGGCGAAGCGCUCAGAGAAGUCUGGUAAGAAAAAGUGAGCCGGGCGACAGAUUGGUCGGGAUUGAACCGUAUGAACUCUGGGUGGGAGGUGGGGCUGUAGACUGGUAGUAAACGCCCCCCUCCUUCUCUCCGCCUCCAACACUGACAACAAAGAGGUUGUGUUCGGAUGGAAAGUGACACACAGGACAGAGGGACUGACCCAGGCUCACUCGCAGGAUGGACAGGAUGAAUUAGGAGCAGGAGACAUCUUUCUCCCUCUCUUUCUCUCUUCUGUGUCUCUGUGAGACCACACAGAGUCACUGUACGCCCCCUGGUGGCCUUUUCAGAGAACCGCCAAGGGUGGAGUUUUGUGCUGCUGAACCCCGGGCAGCAUUAACGCAAGAGAGAGACGGGACAUGCAUCACGUUAACUUGAAGGCUGUUACUGAUUGCUGGUAGUGCGAUAAAAUGUAGCCCAUACUGUUCAACAUACUGUUUGUUCUUUUUUUGUGAGAUGAGCUCUAACUGUAUGUAUUUCUCGUCUGUCUGUCCUAUCUACUGUAUCUAUCUGUCCGUCUGUAAGUUAAGACAUCUUACACUAUGUCUUAUUACUCCUCGGUAAUGGAAGAGAAUGAAAUUAUGCCAAAAUGUUUAACGAACACACAAACUUAGACAAACUUUUUUGUUAACUCUUUUCUCCACUUUGUCUCAUCAGUCUCGAGGUGUCACCAUGAAAAGACAUGGAAUUCAGACUGGUUCACUUUGAUACCAAACACCACUGACGCCACAGUCAUCCAAACCCAUCACGAAUGAAUCAACAAUGCUGAACAGCUGCUGUCCUGAUUUUAGGAAGAUGGAAAGAAAAUGGUUAAGAACGAGGAGGGGCGUACGGAGAGCAGAAACCUCUAAUCGUUGCUCAGAAAUUGCUAGAAACACUUGAAAUCUUGACGUUACGAUUUUACAACGCUGAAAAAUUGCUCAGAAUUUUCUGAAUUCUGCCUGACGAGAGCGAAUGCUGCAGCUUCCUUUUGUUCAUGUUGAAUCGGGGUCAGAGAUUUUCUCACGAAGAUUCCUGAAGAGCGGACGAGUCACAUGGUGUUUUAACCUGUGACAAAUUCAGAAAGAUUGAACUACAGAUGCACAGUUUUUGGAUGAUUGUCAGAAAGAGACUUAAACUGAAGCUAAUCUCUGGUUCUCAGGGGCCUCAUUUAUUAAAAUAUGAUUUGAUUUUUAUCUAAUUCAAGUAAAGACCUAAUAAAAGAAACAUUUAAUGUCCCUAUUUUGAGAUUUAUGUAUAAAUAUCUAAUAUAAUUGGUGAAAUAUAUUUUGAUCAACUGGUUUAAUAAUCAAAGAUCAGUUUUCCAUAUAUUACAUGUUUUGGUCAUAAGCACAAAAUCUGCAUCGGGCAUGUUUUUAAUGAAUGAGGCCCUCAGGCUGAAAACUGGCCUCAUUUCAUUCUCUCACAUCAAACUACUUUGAUUUAUUCACACAUCCGUUUUGAUACAGAGUUCAAAAUAACUUUUAUGUGUGUGAGUAUGUGUGCGUGCACAUGUGUGCUGCUGCCCUCCGCUCCCAGGGUCUCCAUAGCUCUCAGGUUAUUUAUGUUUGUGUGUGCUUUCCGUGUGCUUCACGUGCUUAUACGUUUGUCCCUUCAGACGCCACCUUAGUCUUCCAGACACGUCCGGUCUACAACACACACACAUGCACACACAUACAGACAGACAGACAGACACACACACACACACACACACACACACACACACACACACACACAGGAGUAUGGAACUCAGCAGGUUUAAUGUGUCCGAAAUUAUUAACCUGUUUCCGAGUGUAAACUGUGUGGGUCAACAUCUCGUCAGUGUAGCGUUAGACAGGAAUGAAUGACUGAAUAAAUGAAUGAAAAAGUGAAUGAAGUGACAGCCAGGAUUUCACACUGACCAAAUAUUUUACAAAAAAAAAAGGGUUAAACUGCCUGUAAAUCCUGAGAUUGCAUGUUUUGCUUGGAGAGAAAUCACUUGUCUUAAGAAGCUCGUCUCUGCUGCCCACUGACUCUGCAUCCACAUGUCAGUUUAUAUUUAUUUUUUGUGAACUCACCACUAAGCCAUAAACCACAGGAAACAAGGACAGAAGAAAAGGAUUGAGAGUAUAGUUAAAGUCUAAUGAAGUGGUAAAUGCAGCAUGGGUUUUGUGAAGCACGUGCCACGGAGGCUGACGGGCAGAGUAAAGUUAUUUUUUUCUGAAGAAGCCUCCGGGUCAGAAAGCAUUUAAAAUCCUUUUAAUAAAUUCAUUUCAGAUACGAAUGCUGUUUUAAUAUCACUGCUCUGAAUGAAGAUAUUCUUCAUUUAGUUGGUUUUUUUUCCACUUAAAGUCCAACUGAAAUGUGGCGCAUUUAUUUUCUUUCCCCAGCCCACACAUCUGCUCAUGUCCUAUGCUCAGCUUUUAGAAAAUAUCAGAAAGUUAAAGGGGGGAAUUCAUAUAGCUACAACUAGAACCUGACUGAUAUGGAAGUUUAAGGAAUGAUACCGAUAAAGAUCAAAACAUUUCAUAAAUAAAAAACAACACAAAAAAAUUCUGAUCCAUAUACUUAUAUCGGCUGCUAUAAAUAGAUUUUAAAGAUUGGCAAUGAUUCCUAAGAUGUCGUUAUCAAACUACUAUGACAAAGAAAUGUAAGUGAGGCUUGAUAUUUUAUAUUAGAACACAAACGUUAUCAUAAAUACAACAAUUACAACCAAAUAUAGAACUUGAAUUAAAAAAUAAACCUUUUUACCUUAAAUAUAAACAUAAAUACACAAUGUUUAUUCUGUAAAAUAAAACUAACUAAUAAAACUUUCUGUACCGGCAAUAUAAACACUGAUACUGUUUAUUAUGGUCUCCUGCCACUGGUGGCCACUGUGAGCUGGUCGGACAAAAGAGAAGAAAAAAAAAACUAUACAAAAAACUAAAGAUGUGAUUUCAGUUGGACUUUAAACUCGCAUCAUCAUCUCUGAGCAGGUAAUUUCCAUGUCUGUAGAGGAUUUGUUUAAUAUUUUUAGAAAUCAUUCUUUACCUGGGUGAAGUUGAUCAUUGUCUCUGUUUCUGAAACGUUUAACAUCGAGUUGAGGAGUUACAGUGUUAUUACACCGUGUCUGGCUGUUCUGUGUGUUUGUAUUUUUUUUUACUUUCUCCUUCAGGAUUUUAAAGUCUCUCUCUACCUUUUUUGUGGUUUGGUUUAUCAUAAAACAUGUCUUGAGAACAUGAAACUUUCCUUAUCUUUUUACACUUUUUAUGCAUCUAAAUUAGGCGUGAAUGCCAGAUCAAUGCAAUCAUUUACAUGCAUGUUGGACACAACAAACAGUCAGAGUUAAAAUAGGUGAAUCCAUGUGUGAAGUGACAUGGUACAGGCAUCUGCGGUCGGAUUAUCACUCUAACAUCCUGAUAAACUGACACACCUUGAUGCUGUAGAUGCACACGGGACAGAACAUGCAGGGUACAGCUCAUAUGAUCACAGGCACCAUCACAAAGUCUGAAAUCGGAACCAUUUUACGCUGCAGAAACAAGAGAUGUGUGAAGGUCAACAUGGGAAACAUCUGAGUGGGAAACAUGGAUAAGGUGGCAGCUGCCCUGCCUGUCUGCGUGUGUCCGUGCUGUUCUGUUCACAUUGACCUCAGUCUGUUGGCCGAGAUGAA
This is a messenger RNA of Paralichthys olivaceus (Japanese flounder), 11749 nucleotides long. The record is from RefSeq and is a predicted model, not a curated record. Lineage: Eukaryota; Metazoa; Chordata; Actinopteri; Pleuronectiformes; Paralichthyidae.